CCCCAUAUAUUCUUUUUAAUCCAUCCCUCCACACUCAAAUAAUAAGCCAAUUUCUUGAAGCCAAAAUUUACCAAAGAGCUUCUUUACUUCAUCAAAAACAUUUGAUCAAAAUGUGGUGUUUAAUAUUGGUUUUUCUGAGGGUUACUCUGCUGUUUUCUUUCUUCCCUUUGAUAUCUUCAUCAACCAGUGAAAUGGAUCCACAUGAACUUGAAACAUUGUUCAAGAUUAUGGAGACAUUGUCAGCUGAUCAAAACUGGAGAGAAUCUCAUCCUAACCCUUGUAAACCAGGCUCAUCUUGGAAUGGAAUUGAGUGUAAAACUACAGGGAAUGAUGGUUUCAUUCAUGUCUCCAGGCUUGAUUUCGGCAUUCCACCAAAUCCUUCUUGCAAAGAAACAGCCAUUUUUCCUGCAGAAAUCUUCCUGCUCCCCCACCUUGAGUCUGUAUUCUUCUUUCAAUGCUUCACAAACACUAAAACAGUCAUUUCUUUUCCAGAAGCAAAUCAAUUGCUGGUUAAUUCUUCACUCCAACAGUUGAGUAUCAGAUCAAAUCCUGCACUUGUUGGCCUAAUCCCAUCACAGAUUUCUUCGUUGAAAUCGCUAGAAAUCCUGACAUUGUCUCAGAACAAAUUCCAUGGUCCAAUUCCAGCUCAGAUUUUCAGCUUGAAGUCUUUAUUGCACCUUGAUUUCAGCUACAAUAUGAUAACUGGGAAAAUACCAUUUCAAGUUGGGAAUCUGGGAAAACUAGUUGGCCUAGAUUUGAGCUACAACAGUCUGACAGGUGCAAUUCCCAACACAAUUGGCCAACUGGGCAUGCUUCAGAAGCUUGAUUUGAGCUCCAAUCAACUCACUGGAAGCAUCCCAAUUGCACUUUUCAAUCUGCAGUCUAUGGUUUUUAUUGCACUGAGCAGCAAUAAAAUAAGAGGGUUCUUCCCUGUUGGACUCUCAAAGCUGCAGAAUUUGCAAUACUUCAUCAUGGAUGAUAAUCCAAUGUUCACAUUACUGCCAUCAGAGUUUGGUGACUUAGAGAAACUUCAAGAACUCAGGCUGGCCAAUUCAGGCUACUUUGGCACCAUCCCAUCAAGUUACUCAAAGCUGAGUAAUUUAAGCACCCUGUCAUUACAGAACAACAGAUUAAGGGGCGAAAUACCAGUUAGUUUCGGCAACUUAUCGCGCAUUUAUCACUUGAACUUGAGCAGGAAUUUCCUGGAUGGAGUUGUGCCUUUCAACUCAAGUUUCCUAAGCAGGUUGGGGAAGAAUUUAGACCUUAGUGGCAAUCCAGGCUUAUGCCUGAGCCCAAAUGAUGCACAUGGGUUCAACCUUGGAGUCAACAUCUGUAAAAGCAGUAAGAAAUCUGGGUUGCCAUGGCAGAAAUCUGAAGCUCACCAUCAUCAUCAUCAUCAACCGCAUGGAUUAACAUCAUUUUUUGUAACCAUUAUUAUUACUCUCAUUUCUGUAGCGUGGGCACAUUUAUUUCUCCACAUUUAGUGCCUUUCAUGUGAUUUUUUUUUUCUUUGCAACACUACUACUGUAGAAGAGGUCAAAUAUGUACCUAAUAUUAGGUAAUUUUUAAUGAUGUAAAUUCAUUUCUGAAUGCUUAUAAUUGCUUGCAACUCAUUGAAUAUGGCUGAAAAAAACUUUAAUUUACCAUUUGAAAUACUUUCAAGUCUGCUAUUCAUGCAGGA
This is a messenger RNA of Oldenlandia corymbosa var. corymbosa, 1681 nucleotides long. Lineage: Eukaryota; Viridiplantae; Streptophyta; Magnoliopsida; Gentianales; Rubiaceae. The record is from the annotation of a GenBank genome assembly.